Molecule: messenger RNA, 3045 nt
Organism: Phytomonas sp. EM1
Lineage: Eukaryota; Euglenozoa; Kinetoplastea; Trypanosomatida; Trypanosomatidae
Source: the annotation of a GenBank genome assembly
AUGUGGCCGCGGGACGCGUCAGCUGAGGAGGGACGGCGGCUCGCGCGGCGCCUGCGUGACUGGCAGCUCCGGCGCAUGCAGGAGGAAGUGAAUCGGGAGAAUACCUUCCGGGUGCUCUCGCGAAAGUACGGACCUAGAAUCCUCACCAUGCCAAACCUGCUCUCCCAGGUGGCGGAGGUGAGCGGUUACCACAUCCCGAUGGAGGAAGAAGAUGAACCCGAUGACGAGGACCGCAAACUGCUUGCGGAUGUGGCGAUGUCGCUGAAACAUGAGAAUCGGAUGCAAGGCUUGCUAGCACCUGUCUAUGACGGGCCCAUGACUAUCAACAUCGUCGCGAUGCCUGCUCAGAGAAAUAAACCAGCGAGUCUCUCAUGCGGGACAAAGAAGACGGACAAGGAUAACAAUAAACUUGCAACGAAUAACGACGCUCGUUUGCUGGGUACCUUUCGGCAGAGUCUGUGGUUGAUUCAUUUUAAGAUCUACUGUUGCGCACUACACGAUGAAGUUGAACAACGCCACGGUGGCCAUCUCCGAGCACUGGUAAAUUUAGGGGGAAGCGACACGUCCCGUGAAAUUUCAUCCACAGCGAAUGGAGAUAAUAACUCCCUUUCAACAGAUAAAAGUGUUUUUAUGGAUAAAAGAUCCACAAAAUGCAGAGUUUCAGAGGAGGAUUCCAUUUUGCUUGCUGGUGUGCCAUGCAUCCCGCGGCCCGUUCUCCGUCUUCAGCAGGUGGAGCCACCGCUGCAAAAGCCUCCGUUACGAAGCACGCCGGAUCUUUCGUGCGUUCAGUCUGCCCGUUGCUGGGUGGGUUUAUUUCCAUCCCCACAUGAUCUGCUCUUGCCGGACUCUUUGUUGAAACUUUUAGGCCUUGAACCAAUAGAUGCGGCAGAGCGAAAGAAAAUCCAGCUACGUAUGCUAGAAACGUGGAAUUACCUCCAUAAGGAGUCCGUGAUCGCGCGGCAGGCUGUCAAAGAUGUGUUUCAUCGUCAGGGCUUGGAUGCGGAUAUGAAACUGAAUAAGGAUGGCUUCACGAAAUUUGUACUGCAGUUGCUUAAUUUAUUCUUUCCGACGCAUCUUCCGCAAAUGCACCUUGACAUCGCCAACGAAGAGUGGAUUUACCGGGGAACCACUGAAAAUGUUGGUUUUGAGACUUUUUUCGAGAAGUUUUUCUCCCUCCCUUUUAUUUUCCACCGCGAUCUCGCGCUCGUCACGGAGCAUGACUACGCGGAGUGGUGGUGUAUUGUGCGUAUAUGUCUGUGUGAGAGCUCGGAGGCGAUCGUGGACGAAAUUCAACCCUUUCAAUGUUCGGAUCUUUUUUCUGAGUCCUACACGCUAUACAAUGAGAAUGAUCUGUCGAGCCGGCGUUUCUCACGCACUAUAUAUUCCCCUCAUAGAAGAAGGUCCAUUGCUAGCAGUAUACGCCGUGUCUUCUCACCAGCGUCAGGUAGGAAGAAUAGGAGAAGUGCCUCCAUUUCGAUCGGGCGCUCUUUACUUGCACCAUUAACCAACUUCACGCCGGAGCAAAUACGCACCAUGCACACCUUCAACUUUGUGGCGGUUCCAGAGACGAACACCUUAAAGAAGCUCAGAAGAGCUUCUUGCAGCAGCCGUGCCGAGACUUCCGUAGCAAAUGCCACCCCCAGCCCUCGCUCGGCGCGCUGCGUGAGCAUUAGCGGGGUGGAGCCGGUAUGCAGGCUCCGCAGCUCGCGUGUAGGGCAGCUUCCGACGCAGGAUAACCCGAUCGGACGGGGUGAGAUCUUUCACCCGCCGAGGAGCGUUUCGUCGAGCGGGCGAGUUGACGUGCUUAACGUCUUCGCCGAAGGCACCCGCGCAGCGGUGGCGGAGCAACUACAGCUGGAAUCCGAUCUUGAGGCCAUUCUGAAGACCUCCGAGCUCUACCAGCGCCGCCAUAAGCGAAUCCAGGAGGAUUACCAACGCGCGAUUUGUCGGAUUGAGAACCUCUGCGGUUCAUGGACGCUUUACUAUGGCGACGGCGCCGACGCUAUCGCAUUCUGCAAUUUAGCAGAGCCCCUCCAUGCCAACCUAGCACGAUCGCCGUCGACGCGAGGAAGCGGCAGGGACUCUUCGAGGGAAGUCAAGGGAAGGGCAAACGAGGAUAGCUAUGAAGAUCGCCUCAUCGCGUAUGUGCAGGAUCUGCCGGAUGAGGUCUUUCACAGCCGUAUUUUGCUGCGGGAGCGCUUCCCGACGUACGAGGCGUAUCGUGAAGAGCGCUACCGUCGAGGCCUUCUCAAGAUGGAGACGUGGAGGGAAGAAAGUGCGGCGAGCAAGGUGCUUGAACGUGAUACUCAUCCGCGGGAGUAUGAUAAGAGUGUGAAGGGGUCGCUAUUUCCGUUACCCUCCCCUCGCUUUCAAUCAACCCGCAUUAAUGAAAAGAUUCGGAGGACGAGUGAAGCAGGGAGCCGUCGGGGGACGUUAUUGAAACCGUACAAGAGUCCCUCAAAUUCGGCGGGCGGCGUCGUUUCCCGUAGAGGAGUGUUUGGGAAGAUUUUCUUAUCGACUGAGGAUUCGCUGGAUUCGGGGCGAUUAUCCUCGAUAGUAAAAUCCCACGAUGAAACUAUGACUGUUCGAAGACAAAGCUCCCAAUUUACGAGAUUCAACGAGACGACGGCGGGAAGCUUGAAAGAGCUCAGCUCGACAGGAAACGCAUGUCGGGCGAGCCUGUGGGAGAUUGAAACAGUCAACGGCAGGGGAUCCCACAGCCCGUCUGCGCGUUAUUCGAGGCGUUCGGAAAGGUCGUUCGUUUCGCACAACAACACCUGUGAAGGUGUGCAGCCUCCGUCGCUGAAAUCUCACAAAAGUUCAAUAAAGCACUUCCAUGUAACUCCCAUUGAGCAUGCUAAUACGGAGCCAGGAAUGAAUUCACUGAAAUUAAAGAAUUCCAGAAAAAUGCGUCAAGGAAAGGAUGAUGCGGCAGUGAUAAAGACAAAUGGUCUAGCAAACCCAUCAAAGGGGUAUCGCGUUUUUAAUCUGAACAGGUUUCUCUCUACUGUUCCGGGUUCAAAAAAGCAAAACAUGUGUAUGUAG